Molecule: messenger RNA, 2390 nt
Organism: Exophiala xenobiotica
Lineage: Eukaryota; Fungi; Ascomycota; Eurotiomycetes; Chaetothyriales; Herpotrichiellaceae
Exons: 3
Coding region: 27-1019 (330 amino acids)
Biological process (GO): rRNA processing
Cellular component (GO): nucleus
Source: RefSeq, a predicted model, not a curated record
CUUCAUCACACCAGCCAUCAUUUCAAAUGGGGUCCAGCGCAAAGAAGAAAAGAGAGAAGAAGAAAGACUUCCAGAAGCAGAAAUUAAAAGUCGGCAAGGCUAGGCCCAAGGCUGACAGUCAUACCGAUACCAGUUUUCGAGCCAAAGCUAUUGUGCUGAAUCAGCAACUGGAUGUCAACGCACCGACUCAAACAUCUGUUUUCCUUCAUCAAGUCUCCCUGCUCAGCUCGCGUACGGAUGUCCAACGUAGAGAUGCAUUGGCUUACCUGAGCACAUAUGUGGCCUUAAAUCCACCGGGCAGAGCUUUGCCUAUCAACAUGAACAGUUUUCUCAACAGCCUCUGCCCUCUCAUUCUCGAUGGCUCUAGUGGAGUUCGCACACAACUACUUAAGCUCUUCCAAACUCUGCCGGCGGAGGAAGUCAGGGACAAUGUUACCAGAAUCCUUCCUUUCAUGCGUGCUGGCAUGACUCAUCUGUCAAGGGACAUUCGAGUAUCAGCGGUCGAGUUCUUGUCCUACCUCAUCGAUGUGGCUGGCUCUGAGCUGGUCUCUUGUCCCGGUGGCUGGUAUCAGACAUUACAAUGCUUCACGACCGUUCUGGGCUGGAGGUCACCCGAUGCAUCCAAGUGGUCCUCAACCAAGGCUUCGUUCAGCGGAGAUGUCAAAUCUACUGCACGCAUCAUGCAAGUGCUGUCUGAUUUCUUACAGAUAGGCCUUGCCGCCGACAAAGCUGUAGCAUCUGGACCGGCUCCGAUGGCUGUAAACUUUCCUCUUUGGCACACUGAUUCCCUUGCCAUACCUCACAAAUCCAACGCUUACGCCUACUUGAACCUGUUCGGGGUACAACAGGAUGACGAAAAGCAAGUGCUAGACGACCAAGAAGACAGGUUUCGCGUCUACAAGACCCAGUUUCAGCCACUUGUUCUGGCUGGCGUGGAUGCUGCGAAGAAAGAAGGUGGCGAACUUGGGCGUGCUUCGGGUCUGCUAGUCAAGACACUUGAGCGCACCCAGGGGAGGUGAUGUGCUCGGCAUGUAUGGGACGUCCGGGAUUCUUUGAUAAGACCUGGAUCCUGGAUUGGCGAGCCUAACACGAUUCAAACCUGGGGACCUGUGAAGAAUGUCCACUCUUUACGACCACAUCAAAAAGGGCAUUCCUCCUAAUGAUAGGUAGGACGACUGUGAGCUUUCGUGGAGAUCAUUGCUGCUCCUUGGUCUGGAUCCUGGAUCUAUCAAGCUAUGUACGAACGAGGUCGAGUUUGAGCAACACGGUCCUUCGAUGGUCCUAUACAGCAGCCAUAACCAGGUGGCAUGUGACGAGCAUCGACGAUACACUGCAGUCUAUACAAAACAAAUACACCACUUCAAGCGGCCGCAACACAAGCACAACACAAGCACAGCCGCACUAUCCAUACGUACAGUUCCAAAUUGCGAUGGAUACAGCACCAACUACCUAGUGCGCACGGGAUGGCUGCAGCAGAUUAGUCCUUUACGGCCUCUCCCCAGGCAAUCUCACACCCCUCCACUCCUCCUCACUCACCUCCUGCCAUUCGGCUCUAUCGAACCAUCCAAUAUAAUUCCGAUCCCCAAACCCACCAAUCCAGUAUACCUCCCUGACCACGAACCUCAUCCACAAGCCUUUGUGAGCAGCCCACUUUUUCCCCGGCAACCACAGCACACUAUCACCAUGCACCUUGGUAAAACAACCCGGGACAUCCUUGCUCUUGACCUCUUCCGCAGUCAUCUCUUCCAAGUAGCCGGUCAUGCUCAGCCGAGGCAAAUUGGCCGCCGACCAUGGUUGCUUGUGCGUGAUGUGCACGUACUCAUCCCACCACGAAAGAGCCAGCGAGGCAUUGGACCCGGCCAUAGCGUUCUUCGUGGACGUUGACACCGUCAGGGCUAGUAGUGUCGGGUUGCCGCUGGGUUCCUCGCACGAGGCAAUGUAAUCGGGCAGGCCGAUCGGAGUGUGCGCGACGUCCGCAGGUACUCGAGAGGAGGUGACGUUGUCGGGAAACACAGUGGUGAGAACACCGGUUUUGGAUAGGGCAAGGAGGCGUCGACCGAGGACAGUGGACUCGUAGCGGGAUGGUAUGCGGAGGGGCGUCUCCUCAUCAUCUUCAUUUGCGUGGAAAGUGGCGGGGACAAUCCCUUCGGCGUCGAGUAGUGUCUGCGGAUAUGUCUGAGUCUGAAUGUGUACUUGAAGGAGCUCAAGCUGUUCCGAGAGCUCGACCGGGGCGCAGGCGACCCAGGAAGUCGACAGCAGCACGAGCGAGAGGAGCGUGGUCGGGAUGAUCAUCUUGCUCACUGCCGCCACUACUAUGUUACCACUAUUCACUCCGUAUUGAAGCUGGAAGGUGUAUUCCUCCACUCUUGUAGAUGCGAUCUCUUCACGAG